CGCGGGGGCGGGGCGUGGCGGCGCUGUCCGUGCCGGUGCCCCAGCGCAGCGGGUCCAGCAUGGCAGCGGGGGCGGCCGCCCCGCGGGACCACGGCCCCGGCGGGGAAAAGCGCAUCCUGUGCGUGGGGCUGGUCUGCCUGGACAUCAUCAGCGUGGUGGAGGCCUACCCCGCCGAGGACUCCGACACCAGGUGUGUGUCGCAGCGGUGGCAGCGGGGCGGCAACGCCUCCAACUCCUGCACGGUGCUGUCGCUGCUGGGAGCCCCCUGCGCCUUCAUGGGCUCGCUGGCCCCCGGGCACGCCGCCGACUUCGUCCUGGCCGACCUGCGGCGCUACGGGGUGGACGUGGGCCACGUGGUGCCGCAGCCUGGCGGCUGCCUGCCCGCCUCCGUCGUCAUCGCCAGCGCCAGCCGGGGCACCCGCACCAUCCUGCACGCCCACGGGAACCUGCCCGACGUGACGGCGCGUGACUUCGAGCGGGUCGACCUGUCCCAGUACAAGUGGAUCCACUGGGAGGCCCGUAACGCGGCGGAGCAGGCGGAGAUGAUGCGGCGGGUGGAGCGGUACAACGGGGCCCGGCCGCCGGCCGAGCGGGUCCGCACCUCGGUGGAGGUGGAGAAGCCGCGGGAGGAGCUGCUGCCGCUGAUGGGCCUGGGCCACGUGGUGUUCAUCAGCAAGGACCUGGCCCAGCACUUCGGGUACCGCUCGGCCCCCGAGGCGCUGCGGGGGCUGCACAGCCGCGUGCAGCCGGGGGCCACCCUGAUCUGCGCCUGGGCCGAGGAGGGGGCCGACGCCCUGGGGCCCGGCGGGGAGCUGGUGCACUCGGACGCCUUCCCCCCCGAGACCCUGGUGGACACGCUGGGGGCCGGGGACACCUUCAACGCCGCCGUCAUCUUCGCGCUCUCGGCAGGGAGAAGCCUGCAGGACGCCCUCACCUUCGGCUGCCGCAUCGCGGGGAGGAAGUGCGGGAUCCAGGGCUACGACGGCAUCGUCUGAGCCGGGCGGCCCGUGCCCCGACACCCCCCCACACCCCUCUGGGCACGCCACCCCCGCUGCACCCCCACCCCGCUGCACCCCCAGCCCUGCUGCCAAUAAAGCCCCGGCUGGCCCCCC
Grus americana (Whooping crane) is the source of this 1112-nucleotide messenger RNA. RefSeq names its product ketohexokinase (gene KHK). The coding region runs from base 60 to 995 and encodes 311 amino acids. Gene Ontology annotation, molecular function: ketohexokinase activity. Gene Ontology annotation, biological process: fructose metabolic process. NCBI's taxonomy places the organism in Eukaryota, Metazoa, Chordata, Aves, Gruiformes, Gruidae. The transcript has 8 exons. The record is from RefSeq and is a predicted model, not a curated record.